Molecule: messenger RNA, 2316 nt
Organism: Klebsormidium nitens
Lineage: Eukaryota; Viridiplantae; Streptophyta; Klebsormidiophyceae; Klebsormidiales; Klebsormidiaceae
Source: the annotation of a GenBank genome assembly
AUGGUCAACACGGAACUCAGGUUUGGCAGCCUGCCGUGGGAUAGAAAGCCGGACGUGUGGAGAGUAGGCGAAGGGUUAAGUCAUGACCGCAUCCAAAUGCUGCUGCAUGGGGCAGAGCAGGGACCGGGGGGAGCCCCCAUGCCGGCGGCGGCUCCAACCAGAGCGCCGAAGAUAGCGUUCAUGUUCCUGACACGUGGCACCAUCCCGCUAGAAAGCGUUUGGGACCGCUUCUUCCAGGGUUACGAAUGGUUGUAUUCUAUCUACGUACAUUCCCGUCCCGGCUUUACCCUCAACGAGACAACCAGCAACAGCACUGUAUUCCGGGGCCGCAGCAUCCCAAGUGAAGAGGUGUUCUGGGGCGGUAUCACCGUAAUCGACGCAGAGAGGCGAUUGCUUGCACGCGCCCUGCGGGACCCCCUCAACGAAAGAUUUGUCCUCGUAUCAGAGACGUGCAUACCUGUGUGGACCUUCCCGUACGCGUACGAGUACCUCAUGGGGACCGGAGUCAGUAUGCUAGACAGCUUCAUCGACGGCGGCCCGGUCGUACUGGGGCGCUACCAGCCGUUGAUGGCGCCGGAGGUCAGCGCGUGCGAGUGGCGGAAAGGGUCGCAGUGGUUCGCGCUCACUCGACGGCACGCGUCAAUCGUCGUGCGGGACAGAAAGUACUAUCCAAAGUUCCGGGACCACUGCCUGAACGACCCUGCUCACAACUUCUGCUACCCUGACGAGCAUUACCUCCCGACUCUCAUGAACGCGCUGGAUCCUGCUGGUAUUGCCAACCGGAGCACCACGUUCGUCAAGUGGUACCCACACUCGGCGCACCCAUUCCUCUUUCACUCGGAGCACUUGACGGCGGACGUAAUCGAGACCGUAAAGGACUUAACCAAGUACGGUCCCAUGCCGUGCCUGUGGAACGGCCGCCUGCGCCCGUGCUUCCUCUUCAUGAGGAAGAUAGACCUGGACGCCCUCCCGAAGAUCCUUAAGAUGCCUAGACACCCUCUGAGCUUCCGCAUGGCGAGCAAAAAUGCGCGUAUGCGCUCAGGAGGGCCCUUGCAGAAAGGCCAAUCCAGCGACAGCUUUGGUGGCGUCAGCUUUGAGGCGCUCUGUCCGGAGCUUCUGGAUUGCAUCUUGCAGAAGGCCAUCAAAAAGCAUCCAAUCAGCUUGAAGCAUCUGGUGCGAGUCAACAAAGCCUUCCGGGACUCUGCAUGGCGGUGCACAACAACUCUCGUGAUUCCUAACCCUCGCUUUAGGGGCAAUGAUGAGUCGGAAGCAGAUGUGAGUGCAGCCUUGUUGGAAGAGACUAAACUUCGACCAAACCUGUCGAAACUGGUCACGGGAAGCGAGGUCGAAGGGCGCCUUUGGCCAGCUCUUUCAGCCGUUCGGUGGAGCAGCAUGGAGGCAAGUAUCUCGGAGGGAAGCAUCAGCGGUUUUGUCAAGCUCCAUUUGGUGUCGAGGGACUCUCUGAGAAGACUGGAGAUUGCAUUGGACGGAUGCUGGAGGUACCAUUACGACAUCCUGUACUUCUUGCAAGCCUUUCCGAUGCUAGAGAGCCUGAUCCUUCGUGGAGAGCGAUGCUUCCCAGGACCGAGCUGGGCCCACACUGGAAAAGAUUACGAGCGCCUGAUGGAGAACCCAAACAGUCUUACCAGUCUGGACUUUACCGACAUCGACUUCGAAGAUCUGGCGCAUGCUUCGUCUUUCCUGCCAGCUUCCCUGCGCGAUCUUCGCUGUCUGAGGCUCCAGUGCGGCAAGGAUAGGUAUAAUGUAGAGAAUUCCGGAUCAGCGAGGCCCGCAUUACCGUUCGACGUUCUUUCCACACCCCUGGCGCAUCUCCAGACCCUGCGCCUCGACGCUUGGGAUCACCGCUCUUCCGGUUCCAUGCUCGAGAAGGUGGCGCAGUCUUGCCCCAAUCUGCAGAGGCUUUUCCUUCACGCCAGUCCGCACUCUACGGACCGCUGCACCGCAGCUGUGAGGCCCAUUCUGCAGCUUCCUGAGUUCUCGGAAAAGUGUCCCGACUUGAAAGAGCUUGUAAUCAGCCGAGGCGAAGUGAUCUGGCGGGGCCAUUUCUUAGCCCUUGCUCGUGAACACGGCUUGAAAAUGAGGACGUCCGAAUCAAAGAUACUCAUUGUCGAUGACGAAAGGUGUGAGGGGAGGGAACGUUGCGGGGCCCUGUGCUCCGUGACCGUGCUUCGUUGCAUCCUUCCACACAAAGCGCCCUGGAUUGACUGGGACGACACGGAAACUCGUAAGCGCGCUGUUGGGGAAGAGGCUACAGUCCGCAAGUGGUGCAAGGCGUUCUGUGCAGCGGACCCGUGA